UAUUAAGUAGGUUAGUGAAAAGUUUGAGCUGUUACUGAUAUAAAAUCCUUGAACUAACUUUAACUGGACUGGACACAAUAAUAUCACACCAGAAAUGAAUGAGCUUUUCUAAGUCUAAUCUUUAUGAGAGUCGGACUAUUAAGAGAAUCAAGAACAGAAAAUAAGAGAUGGCUAAGUUGAACAAAAGCUUAUGUCGAGAUGGUGUUGUAUUGGGUAUGGCUUCCUUGUUUGUGAUAUCUGCCAUUAUUGUAUCAAAAGGGUCUUACAAAAACAUGUCAUGGUUUAAUAUCUCCACAACUACUACUCCAUUGCCACAGACUCAUAUUACAACUCCUACUUACAUGAAUCAAAGAAAGGGGAUGGGAUUGCAAAAUUUAGAAAUAAAUAACAGAAAAAAGGAGAGAGAUGAAAACUUGGAGAUGGUUGAAGGUGAUCUUGCUACAGCCAGAGCAUUAAUAAGAGAAGCAAUUUCAAAAAAAUUUGUUAACCAAACUUAUUCACCUCUUCAAGAUUCAGAUUAUGUUCCUCUGGGAGAUAUUUACAAGAAUCCUCACGCCUUCCACUGGAGUUACCUACUGAUGGAGAAAUUGUUUAAGAUAUUUGUGUAUGAAGAAGGAGAGCCCCCAAUAUUCCACAAUGGGCCUUGCAAGAGCAUAUACUCCACUGAAGGAAUUUUCCUUAGCUUGAUGGAGAGGGAGACUCAUUUCAGAACUUGGGAUGCAGAUAAAGCCCACGUGUAUUUCCUACCCUUCAGCGUAGCCAUGAUUGUGGAAUACUUAUUUGAUCCCAUUGUACGUGACAAAGCUGUUCUUCAACGCACUGUUGCCGAUUAUGUUCACAUUAUUUCUCACAAGUACCCUUUUUGGAAUAGAAGCCUUGGAGCUGACCAUUUCAUGCUUUCCUGCCAUGACUGGGGGCCAAGAGCAACUUGGUAUGUUCCAGAGCUAUACUACAAUGCAAUUCGAGUACUUUGCAAUGCCAACACCUCCGAGCAUUUCAACCCGAAAAAAGAUGCAUCAUUCCCUGAAAUCAACCUCAAAACAGGAGAAAUCAGAGGCCUCACGGGUGGCCUCCCACUCUCAGAGCGCAAUAUCCUUGGAUUUUUUGCUGGUAGGCGCCACGGCCGAAUAAGACCGGCAUUGCUGCAGCAUUGGAAAGACAAAGACGAAGAGUUGCAAGUGUACGAGUCUCUGCCUCAAGGCAUUUCUUACGAGGAAAAGCUGAAGAAAAGCAGGUACUGCAUAUGCCCCAGUGGGCACGAGGUGGCGAGUCCGAGAAUAGUAGAAGCAAUCUAUGCGGAAUGCGUCCCUGUGUUAAUCUCUCAGCGUUAUGUGCUGCCUUUCAGCGAUGUUUUGGAUUGGGAGACGUUCUCUGUUCAAGUGUCUGUGAGUGAAAUACCAGAGCUGAAGAACAUCUUGUUGGGAAUCUCUGAGGAAAGGUAUUUGAGAUUGCUUAAGGGAGUGAAGAUGGUACAAAGACAUUUUGUGGUGAAUGAUCCUCCUAAGAGAUACGACAUGUAUCAUAUGAUUCUUCAUUCUAUUUGGCUUAGAAGGUUGAAUGUUAAGAUUAGUAAUAAUAUACUUGAUGACUGAGACUGAUCACAAUUGUAAAACAUUCUUUACAUUUUUUUUUCAUCUUUAUUCAUCUCCGUUACACAAUUGUAAAAUUCUUAGGUGCACUUCAAAACCAAAAUGAGGGGAAAGUAGGAAAAUGAGUUAUUUGAAAAAAGCUAAUUAGAAUUUUUACCUCCUAAA
Molecule: messenger RNA, 1754 nt
Organism: Cannabis sativa
Lineage: Eukaryota; Viridiplantae; Streptophyta; Magnoliopsida; Rosales; Cannabaceae
Product: probable glycosyltransferase At3g07620
Exons: 4
Coding region: 168-1592 (474 amino acids)
Molecular function (GO): glycosyltransferase activity
Source: RefSeq, a predicted model, not a curated record